Trichoderma asperellum CBS 433.97 is the source of this 1411-nucleotide messenger RNA. RefSeq names its product formate dehydrogenase (NAD+). NCBI's taxonomy places the organism in Eukaryota, Fungi, Ascomycota, Sordariomycetes, Hypocreales, Hypocreaceae. Gene Ontology annotation, cellular component: cytosol. The record is from RefSeq and is a predicted model, not a curated record. Gene Ontology annotation, biological process: formaldehyde catabolic process. Gene Ontology annotation, molecular function: zinc ion binding; S-(hydroxymethyl)glutathione dehydrogenase [NAD(P)+] activity.
CAAUUUCAUGAGUUUAUAACAGGGGUAUCGCCUUCUGUUGGGCAAAAAAAUUUAUAUAAGCACAGAAGCUCUCGAAGAAUACAUCUUCAAUUCUAUAACAACACAAUAUAAUUGAUACGAUAGGUUAGACGGACAUCAUGGCUGCUACUGCUGGAAAACCCAUUACCUGUAAGGCCGCCAUUGCGUGGGCCGCAAACGAGCCGCUCUCCAUUGAAGAUGUUGAGGUUGCAGCCCCAAAGGCGCAUGAAGUUCGCAUUCAAAUUCUAUACACCGGCGUUUGUCACACAGAUGCAUACACGAUAUCAGGAAAAGACCCGGAGGGAGCUUUUCCCGCUAUUCUUGGCCACGAGGGUGCCGGAGUGGUUGAGUCAGUAGGCGAAGGAGUUACUAACGUCAAACCUGGUGACCAUGUUAUCGCUCUCUACACGCCGGAGUGUGGUGAAUGCAAGUUUUGCAAGUCUGGCAAGACUAAUCUAUGCCAGAAGAUUCGUGCCACUCAGGGUAAAGGUGUGAUGCCUGACGGCACCACUCGCUUCAAGGCCCGUGGGAAAGACCUAUUCCAUUACAUGGGAACCUCGACAUUCUCUCAGUAUACGGUUGUUGCGGAUAUCUCAGUUGUCGCCAUUAACAGCAAAGCACCAUUUGAUCGAGCUUGCCUCCUGGGCUGUGGUAUCACUACUGGUUACGGUGCUGCAACUAUCACAGCCAAUGUGGAAAAGGGAUCUAACGUCGCCGUCUUUGGCGCUGGGUGCGUUGGACUCUCUGUGAUUGAGGGUGCAGUGAAGAAUGCAGCUGGCAAAAUUAUUGUUGUUGACGUGAACGACGAGAAAGAAGCCUGGGCUCGCAAGUUUGGUGCAACUGACUUCGUCAACCCCACCAAGCUUGGGAAACAGACUAUUCAAGAAAAGCUUAUUGAGAUGACGGAUGGCGGAUGCGACUACACUUUUGACUGCACCGGCAAUGUCGGCGUUAUGCGCGCUGCUCUAGAAGCUUGUCACAAAGGCUGGGGUCAGAGCAUUAUUAUUGGUGUCGCUGCAGCUGGCCAAGAGAUUUCUACUAGGCCGUUCCAACUUGUCACUGGAAGGGUGUGGAGGGGUUGCGCAUUUGGAGGUGUAAAGGGUCGAUCUCAACUGCCUGGUCUUGUGGAAGAUUAUCUUCAAGGGGAUCUCAAGGUAAAUGAGUAUAUUACGCACCGCGAAACACUCGGUGAUAUGAAUACCGCUUUCCAGAAUAUGAAGAGUGGUAACUGCAUUCGCUGUGUGGUUGACAUGGCUUAACUUGUUAGCUCAUUGUCCGCAGAUCUGGAGUUGUAUGAGUACGAUCCAGAAAGGAAAAAGAGGAGACCAGCAAACCACUCUCAGAUGAACAUAUAAAUGGGAUUUAUUUAGAAGAACAUACUUUUGCUUAGUAC